Messenger RNA from Thalassophryne amazonica, 984 nucleotides. Its product is annotated as trace amine-associated receptor 1-like. Gene Ontology annotation, cellular component: membrane. The coding region runs from base 1 to 984 and encodes 327 amino acids. Gene Ontology annotation, biological process: G protein-coupled receptor signaling pathway. Gene Ontology annotation, molecular function: trace-amine receptor activity. The transcript has a single exon. NCBI's taxonomy places the organism in Eukaryota, Metazoa, Chordata, Actinopteri, Batrachoidiformes, Batrachoididae. The record is from RefSeq and is a predicted model, not a curated record.
AUGGACCUGGGAUUCAGUAGAAAUCAAACUAAUGAUUUGAUUGACAUACACCUCUGCUAUAAAAUAGAUGCCUCGUUCACACUGAUAUACAAUCCUUCUCCUUCCUGUGUGUUAUUACAGAUUUGUCUUGGAUUCAUAGCUGCUGUCACAAUAUGUGGAAAUCUUCUUGUAAUAAUCUCUGUGAUUUACUUCAAACAGCUUCACACUCCGACUAACUUCCUCGUCCUCUCUCUAGCUGUGGCUGAUCUGCUGGUGGGACUUUUAGCUUUUCCUAUAAAUAUGGUUUUAACUGUAACUUCAUGUCUAUAUCACUACAGUUCAUUUUGUAUAGUUCGAAGUGCUUUUGACAGAUCGCUGUGUACAUUUUCUAUUCUGAUCUUAUGCUGUAUUUCUAUUGACAGAUAUUAUGCAGUGUGUCAGCCUCUGACAUACAGAACUAAAAUGAAUAAUCGUGUGAUUGCCGUUAUGAUCCUGGUGAUCUGGGGGGCUGCAACAGUCAUUUCAGUCAGUAUCAUUAUGGCAAAAUUAAGCAGCUCAUGUGAUGAUGAAAUAUGUCAAAUAUAUAGAAAUGUGGGGAACUUUAUGGGAUUUAUUUUAGCAUUUUAUCUCCCGGUGAUCAUCAUGCUGUGUAUCUACCUGAAGAUUUUUCUUGUUGCACUGAAACAGGCACGCAGCAUCCAGAACACAAAGUCUGGAGCAACAGUCAGUAAGAUGGAGAGAAAGGCCACAAAAACUCUGGCUGUUGUGAUGGGAGUUUUCUUACUGUGUUGGCUUCCGUACUUUCUUUGUGUUUCUGUUAUUGUUUCAAAAAAAGUUCAUGUCCCACUUUCUCUUACUGAGACACUGAACUGGCUCUCAAUGUCAAAUUCAACAAUCAAUCCGUUUAUUUAUGCUUUCUUUUACAGCUGGUUCAGAACAGCUUUUAAAAUGAUUAUUUCUGGAAAAAUUUUUCAAGGUAAUUUUACAAACUCAAGGCUGUCCUGA